AUGGAUGCAGAAGCACAAUUACAUGGUGAUGUUUCCGAUGGCGCGGAAAUGUCUCCUUUGGUUGAAAAUGAACCAGAAACAAUUGAUGAAAUAGCGGAAGAUAACAUUACCAGCGAGCAUUCUGAAUCGGUUGAAACAACAGAGGGUGCAGCUACAAAUGGAGGAGCACCCACAAGUAGCAGUGAUCUCUUAGAACUGGAACAAGGUGGAGACCAGGCAGAUCAUGAUGAACCAGAAGUUGGUGAAGAAGGCAAUCAAGAAGCAGAAGAUGAAAUGGAUAUAGAUGAAACAACUCCUGGAGCAGUUGGGGAUGAGUCUGCUUACAUUGGAGACAACUGUUUAUCAACUCCCGCUGUGACUGAAGAUAACUCUCCUCAAGAGAGUGAGGGCUUAGAUCUCCUUUUAAAACAAGACGGUCUGGAUGAGGAUACGGCUGAACGAGGUGAACAGCCAGAAGAGUCUCCUGACCAAUCAAUCAGCUCUGCAAUGCCUAUUGAAGGUGAUACUGCACCAAUUAUUAACGAUGAUGAGUCAAGUACAAUGGAUGAAGACAUGGGUGGCGGAGAAGGAGUUGCCAGCAGCGAUGAUGUUAAUGAUAUCAGCAGUGCUGCUCAGGACAUUCUUGGAACAGCUAUUAGUUCCAGCACUCCAGAAGUCGCUGACAUAACAAGCAGUGGGCAAGGAGAGCCAACUCUUAUCUCUUCCACAGCCAAUGGACCUGCAUUACUUCAUUCCUUCACAAUACUGCCGCAACCCACUAAUGAUUUUAGUGAUGCAGAUACAUCUGAAAUGGAAGGAGGGGCAGACACUAUGCCCGCUGUGAGUGAGUCCUUGCCAAUACUCACAAUGACAGCAAACGGAGCUGCUAUUCUAUCUCCUAACUUAUUGCAAGUGGCAGGCAGUGGAGUAACUGACGAGGGUGAGGGUGAGGAAGGAGCGAGCGGUGGGGUGUCGUCAUCGGGAGGUGGCGCGGCCGAAGAGGGGGCCGUGAGCAGCUCAGGGGCAAAUGGGCAGCCGCCCAUCCCGCCCACUGAUGCUGCCCACGCGCUGGCCACCCUUGCAAGUGCUGCCUUACAUCACAAUCAAGAACAGCCUGAACAAGAAGAACAAAAACCAAAUGAAGAAGACACAUGGUAUACAGUUGGCAUUGUGAAAGGAACUACAUUUACAGUUCAAAACUACAUAUCUGAUCCGAACAUAGAGCUGUCAAAUUUAUCGUUGGACAAUCUGCCAGACCUCACUGAGUUGUCCACGACGCCACUGGAGCACGGCACAGCGUACAAGUUUAGGAUCGCCGCCAUUAAUUCCUGUGGCAAAGGGGACUUUAGUGAGGAGGCAGCAUUCAAAACGUGUCUCCCUGGAUUCCCGGGCGCACCUUCUGCCAUCAAAAUUUCAAAGUCCGUGGAGGGUGCACACUUGUCAUGGGAACCUCCGCAGGUCGCAGCCGAAGGUAUCUUCGAGUACUCCGUAUAUCUUGCUGUACGCUCCAGUUCACAACAAAAGGAAUCAAAGAACCAGUUGGCCUUCGUACGCGUGUAUUGCGGUAAAGCGAACACGUGCGUAGUCCCGCAGUCGUCGUUGGGCGCGGCCCACGUGGACUCGUCAGCGAAACCCGCGAUCAUAUUCCGUAUUGCAGCGAGGAACGACAAGGGCUAUGGACCCGCUACUCAAGUCAGGUGGCUGCAAGAUAUAAAAUCAACGGGCGUAAAGCGAGCAGGCGAAGGCCGACUUCCGGGAGCCUCGCCCUCAAAACAAACAAAACAAGUACUGCACUAA
Pieris macdunnoughi is the source of this 1776-nucleotide messenger RNA. Lineage: Eukaryota; Metazoa; Arthropoda; Insecta; Lepidoptera; Pieridae. The record is from the annotation of a GenBank genome assembly.